This is a messenger RNA of Linum tenue, 1612 nucleotides long. Lineage: Eukaryota; Viridiplantae; Streptophyta; Magnoliopsida; Malpighiales; Linaceae. The record is from the annotation of a GenBank genome assembly.
GUAAUUAGCCCAAAAUUUAGGGUUUCCCUUUCUUUCGUGCGUCUCCUGGCCUCCCCGCAAAGAAAAGCUCUCACCACACCAAAACCUCAAAAUUCAAAAGUAUCAGUACUCAGUCAGUCGCCGGACAUCCCACUCGCUGGCCGGACCUCCCGCUCAAUCUGCCAGUGACGAUACUCUGUUCAGUUUCCGGUGUUCGCAGCGUAGAUUUCGCAACUUCGACUCGGCUUUCGAUUCUUCUGCAACCUACUCGUAAUCCAGGAAAAUGGUGGGACUUUCGCUGGGGGAGAAGCAUUUCAUUAAGGGGGGCAUCGAUCAGAACAUCCGUAGUGAUGGACGGAAGCGAGACUCUUACCGGCCGAUUUUCGUCGAAACCGGUAUCAUCCCUCAGGCAAAUGGCUCUGCUCGUGUUCGAAUGGGGGCAACAGAAGUUAUUGCCAGUGUGAAGGCAGAGCUCGGAAGACCAAGUGCUUUGCAUCCUGACAAAGGCAAAGUUGCCAUAUUCGUUGAUUGCAGUGCUGUUGCUGAACCAACAUUCGAGGGAAGAGGGGGCGAGGAGUUAUCGGCGGAACUCUCAGUUGCCCUUGAACGCUGCCUCUUAGGUGGCACAAGUGGAGCAGGUGCAGGAAUCGAUUUGACUUCCUUGAUAGUAGCAGAAGGAAAGAUUUGUUGGGAUCUUUAUAUCGACAGCCUUGUCAUUAGUUCUGACGGGAAUCUACUUGAUGCCUUAGCUGCUGCCAUUAAGGGGCACAUUUCAAAUAUAUCCGUAGUCCGAGUGAUGAAAUGCUUAUACAACUUCUUUGAAUGCUCUUGUGAUGGUGUUCUUAUCAAACUCCUUAAGGCUGCCUUGGCUAAUACCGCCAUCCCGAAGGUCAACAUCUCAGCUGCUGCAUCAGGAGAUGAACAGCCGGAGGUGGACAUAAGUGACGAAGAGUUUCUACAAUUCGAUACUUCUGCAGUCCCCGUAAUAAUCACGCUAACACAGGUAGGGAGGCACUAUAUUGUGGAUGCUACAUCAGAGGAGGAAUCCCACAUGAGCUCUGCGGUUUCCAUCUCCGUCAACAGGAAAGGGCACAUUUGCGGGUUGACCAAGCGAGGAGGCGAAGGCCUUGAUCCCAGCGUUGUUUCUGAUAUGAUUUCGGUCGCUCAACACUUGAGCGAACUGCUGAUGAGCAGAUUGGAUUCCGAAAUCUCAGCAGCAGAGGCCGAAGGUGGAGAUGAAGAAUUGUGAUGCUGAUGAGACUUUUGGAGAACCAGUUUUGACCUUUUAGUUACCUAAUGAACAUUUUUUAGAUAGUCGUAGCUCUGACAUCUUAUGAUACUUUGAAACGUGUUGUGUAUCUGCUAGCAAAUGUCUGAUGUCAGGACAUAUGGUGAUUGAUUAUAGCCGUAGCUCGGUCUACUUCUACAAGUACUUGAAUCAUGAGUUGCCUUUUCUCAUUACUAGAAAAAAUACCCGCUGCUACGCCGCGGGGACUUUAGUUGCAGAGUCAUGGGCAGUUUAAUUUAUGGUCAAUGCAGGUUGUCGUAGUUUUCUCUGAUGUAAGGAGGUGGAGAGUCAUGUUUGUGGGCAUUCCUUCUACUAAUCAAUAUGAGGCUGAGAUUGUUAAUGCUA